Molecule: messenger RNA, 1667 nt
Organism: Artibeus jamaicensis (Jamaican fruit-eating bat)
Lineage: Eukaryota; Metazoa; Chordata; Mammalia; Chiroptera; Phyllostomidae
Gene: SPX
Product: spexin hormone
Exons: 6
Coding region: 71-436 (121 amino acids)
Biological process (GO): positive regulation of gastro-intestinal system smooth muscle contraction
Cellular component (GO): cytoplasm
Molecular function (GO): neuropeptide hormone activity
Source: RefSeq, a predicted model, not a curated record
ACUCCCUAACUCUGCUGAAGUGUGAAGGAAGGGUCCUUGACACCAAGAUUUUAAAAGCCCCACUUUCAGAAUGAGAUUGGAAAGCUCAAAGGGACUCCGAAGUCUGGCGGCAACAACCUUCGCUCUUUUCCUGGUGUUUUCUUUCCUGGGAAAGGCUAGCAGUGCGCCCCAGAGGCUCCUUGAGAGAAGGAACUGGACUCCUCAGGCUAUGCUUUACCUGAAGGGCGCACAGGGUCGCCGCUUCAUCUCCGACCAGAGUCGGAGGAAGGACCUCUCCGAACGACUGCCGCCGGAAAGACGAAGUCCGAAUGCCCUACUUCUAACUCUUCCAGAGGCCGCAGCUCUGCUGUUGGCUUCCUUGCAGAAGCCACAAGAAGCUGGAGAAGAAAACUUUGAUCAAACCAGGUUCCUGGAUCACAGUCUGCGAAACUGGUGAAAAUACCCCAAAUUGUAUCCAGUUACAGUUCUAUUCUUGUUGAAGACACGGACCAUGUGGAUAAACCUGUGGACCCUUUUUACUUCAUUUGUGGUCUUAGGGAUAUGUACAACUUGCUAGUUGUAUUCUUCUAGAAACAAAAGUUAGGUGGAGUUCUUAGCCGAGGAUAUUAUUACCUUUAUUUUUUAAAAUAUUCAGGUCCUGUUUAGAUCAUCUUCUGUCUUACUCGUGAAUUUUUUUCACAUUUACAAUUAAGACCCAAGAUUGUUUGUAGUGUUCUUUUUGUUACAACAAAUAGCCAUCCCCAUCUAAUUGUUAUUAGUUGUUGGUUUUCUCAUUCUGUUACCCACUUGUCACUCAGCAGGGAAUCUCUUCCUUUUCCACCUCCAAGGAUGGUGAGGGGAAAAACAGGGCAGGAUAAGAAAGAGUAGAUUGUAAUUUGCCUUUUAGGUUCCAUCCAGGAGUAAGUUGUUAUGAAGGGAGUGGAGAGAGGGGUAGGGAAGCAGCCCUGUGAUUAGAAGACUUCAGUGCAGCAGCUAAGAGAGGGCUCUUCGGUGAGGCUGGAGCAGGUCGUAGGUUCCACAGCUUGGACCUCCCCCUUGUACUCUCUGGGAUCUCCCUGAAUUCAGUUAGAAACAGGGAACUGAAAGGUACUGACAGAGAAGCAAAUGAGACACACUCUGAUCUUCUGUACAUUGUAUAGAAAGAACAAACUGGCUCUUUAGAGGUAACCCAUUUUCCAUGGCUAAACAGACUCAAAGACUGCUUGCUCUAAUCAACUAGAACUCUAGGCUUUAUGUGACAUUACAUAAAGGCACUCUGAUAAUGUAAGCGUGUGGAAACAUGCCUAAUUUGCUCCUUUUUAAAGUCAUCCUGGGUUCAUUACUAUCUGAAAAAUAUAUACACACACGUAUACCUAUUGUACAACAAACAUGGUAAUAUAUUUAUUUGUAAUUACAAUAUAACCAUCAUGUUCAUUGUCUUAAUUGAAGGUUGUUAUUGAUAAAUGUCAUAAGUAAAAAGUAUUGUUAAUUCUUACUGUCCUCAGUAUAUAGCCAUCAUUCAGUAGCUGAACAAUAUCCUUAUGUGCAUGUCUCUGUAACUUAGAAUUACAAUUUUACUGUGUUACGUAAUCAAAACCCUGCUUAUAUGGUUUGUCUGUAUCUUGUUUCAUAGUUGAAUACUGAAAUUAUAUUCAAGUUCAUGUAACAUUGAUCUCUGCCCCCAAAUG